AUCCUGCAUCGGGGGCCUUGGUAAGUGCCUGUUCCUGACCCUCUCUCCAGGCCCCUUGGUGAGCGCCCUGCUGGGGGCAGUCGAGGGCUGGGGUUGGGGAGGACUAGGCCCUUCCAGGUUAGGGCACUGGACUUGGGCUGUGACCAGGUCAGGGCAUGGGGACCUCGUGUGGGAAGUCCCCUCCCUGGGUGUGGGCAGACUGGUCCCCAACCCCCAUCUCUGUGCUACUGGACUAAAAGGCUGUGCUGAUGGCUGGUCCAGGGCCACGCAGCAUGGGGCCACCGGUGCCCUCAGCCCCUUCUGUCCUCUUGGUGCUGGGGUGCUGCGCCCUGCUCCUCUGGCUGUGGGUGCUGUGCGCAGCCUGCCACAGGAAGCGGGCACAGAGACAGCAGGCCGCGCUGCAGGGUUCUGUGAUGCCAGUGGAAGGGUCACUGCUGAGACGACCCCACCUCUGCGUCCUCAGCAAAUCGGACACCAGACUGAACGAGCUGCACCGGGGUCGGCUGGGCCGCACAGCCUCGCGGCCUGCCAGCAUGGAUCUCCUGCGCCCCCAAUGUCUGGAGGUAUCCAGAGGCAUCACCAGGCCCCCAGCUGCCUUCUCACACCGGGAACUGCCCCAGACCUCGCCUGCUACCACCGCUGUCCAGCCCUCCAUGGGCGCUGAGGCCACCUAUUCCAACGUGGGUCUGGCUGCCAUCCCCAGGGCCAGCCUGGCAGCCAGCCCUGCGGUGUGGGCAGGGACACGGCUGACUAGCAGCUGUGCCAGCCCCGGGCCUGAGGCCAGGCCGGUGGUGGCAGAGUAUGCCUGUGUCCAGAAGCGCAAGGGAACAGAUCGGGGCGCCCACGGCCUGGAGCAGGGGAAGGCCCAGGGGACCCCAGCUCCUCAGGCGGACACCCUGUACUCCAGGGUCAACAAGCCUAAAAGGAGGAACCCAGGAUCUGCCGCAGACCAGCCAGACCCCAAGGCCAGGGCAGCGACUCCGACUCCAGGGAGGAACCUGGACUAUGAGGCCCUCCCACUCAGGGGCCUGAGCACCCCCAGUGGCCCCCCAGAGAACGUGUACGAGAGCAUCCAGGAGAUGUGGGGCCCCCAGUGCAGAGUGCCGACAGCCUCCCAGCUCUAGCUGAUUGGACUCGAGAGCCUCCUGCUUCCCCUGCCCCACCUACACAGGGGUCUCCAGCCCCACCCUGCCCUGAGCACCCAAGUACAGCUGUACCUUCUUCCAGCGAGGGGCCUGACCCCCUUCCGCAUAGCCCCCCACACAGCUGGCAGCCUGAGAGGUCUUGGGGUCCUAGCUGCCCUGGCCUGUCCCGCCAGCGUCUUAAUAAAUCCCCGUAGUGGGGAGG
Molossus molossus (Pallas's mastiff bat) is the source of this 1347-nucleotide messenger RNA. It is a transcript of the gene LIME1, whose product is annotated as Lck interacting transmembrane adaptor 1. The transcript has 6 exons. Gene Ontology annotation, cellular component: B cell receptor complex. The record is from RefSeq and is a predicted model, not a curated record. Lineage: Eukaryota; Metazoa; Chordata; Mammalia; Chiroptera; Molossidae. Gene Ontology annotation, biological process: B cell receptor signaling pathway; regulation of phosphatidylinositol 3-kinase/protein kinase B signal transduction; T cell receptor signaling pathway. Bases 249 to 1124 code for a protein of 291 amino acids. Gene Ontology annotation, molecular function: protein kinase binding.